Megalobrama amblycephala (Wuchang bream) is the source of this 2231-nucleotide messenger RNA. RefSeq names its product butyrophilin subfamily 1 member A1-like. Lineage: Eukaryota; Metazoa; Chordata; Actinopteri; Cypriniformes; Xenocyprididae. The transcript has 9 exons. The record is from RefSeq and is a predicted model, not a curated record. Gene Ontology annotation, molecular function: protein binding. The coding region runs from base 205 to 1602 and encodes 465 amino acids.
AGUGAAAGUGAAACUGAGGCAGGAUUGUUCUUUUUUCAAACUUUACGAAACUUUACUAUCAACAUUUUGUUAAUAUCAUAUAAUUUAUAAAAUAUCGAUAAUUUAUUCAGACACUCUUGUGAACACAGCAAUGUUCAGUUUAAGAAAGUGAUUGUACAUUUGCAUCUCACUUUUGGACAGAAACUUAAAUCAUCUGUCUCAGAGAUGAAGUUACUUUGUUUGACUCUCGUGUUUGUUAGUGGAAUUAAAGAUUCAAGAUCAGAGCAAUAUGAAGUAGUGGGACCUGCAGAUCCUGUUCUUGCUGUAGCUGGUGAAGAUGUGAUUCUGCCCUGUUCAGUCAAACCCAACAUCAGUGUUGUGGACAUGAGAGUGGAGUGGUCUAGAUCUGAUCGGAAAGACUCACAACUAGUGCAUCUCUAUGAGGAUCAUGAAGACAGAAACACAGAUCAGAUUCAGUCUUACAGAGGGAGAACAAAACUGAAUCAUCAAGAACUACAGAGAGGAAACGCAUCACUCAAACUCUCAGCAGUCCGAGUCUCUGAUGAAGGACGUUAUAAGUGUUUUAUUCAGUCCAAAUCCUGGUCUGAUGAUGCCACUGUUGAUGUCAGAGUUGAAGCUGUAGGACGUCCUCCAGUGAUCACUGUAGAUGGGUUUGAUCGUUCAGGAGGGCUUCAUCUACAGUGUGAAUCUGAAGGUUGGUAUCCUGAACCUCAUCUUGAGUGGCUGGACAGUGAAGGAGUCAGUUUGAGUUCAGAAACUACAGAGACACACAGAAACACAGACAGAUUCAGUGUGAAACACACCAUCAUUGUGUAUCACAGCGGCAAGAUUCACUGCAGAGUCAAAGUGAAGCAUCACAUGCUGGAGACACUGAUUGACACCUCAAAUAAUAUGUUUAUUUCUUGGAGGACAUCAGUCAUCAUGAGUUCAGUUGCUGCGGUGCUCUUUGUGAUUACUGGAUUACUGAUCGCUGCAUUUGCUUAUAAAAACAGAGAACGUGAUCAACUUUUACAAAAUCAGAGGAUCAUUAUAAAACAAGCUGUCACACAUUUAAGAACACACAGGGUGAAUGUGAUUCUGGAUGCUGAUUCAGCUCAUCCUCGUCUCGACGUGUCUGAUGAUGGGAAACAAGUGAGAGAUGGAAACAGAGAACUGAACUUAGUGGAUGAGGAAACAGACAAGUUUGAUGAAUAUCUUGCUGUUCUUGGGAAGGACGGAUUCUCCUCAGGGAGUUUUUACUUUGAGGUUCAGGUGAAGGAUCAGACUAAGUGGGAUGUAGGAGUGGCCAGAGAAUCUGUUAACAGAACAGGCUGGAUGAUCAGUCUGAGUCCGGAAGAUGGAUACUGGACUGUGGGUCUGAGACAUGGGAAGUAUUGGACUCGUGAUUGUCCAUAUGUCUCUCUUUCUCUGACAGUGAAGCCUCAGAGGGUGGGGGUGUUUGUGGUGUAUGAGAAGGGUCUUAUCUAUUUUUAUGAUGUUGAGUCCAUGUCUCAUAUCCACUCUUUCACUGGUCAGUCUUUCACUGGGAAACUCUAUCCAUUUGUUUGUUUGGGGUUUCAGUCGAAUAAAAACUCGACACCACUGAUCAUCUGUGAUGAUUAAUAAUGAGAUCAGUGAAUUAAUUUACAUGAUCAGGUGAAAUAAAAGGAGAUGCAAUAAAAAAGUGUAAUAGCAAUAAACAUGUGGACACAAAAGAGUGUGUCACAGGUUUACCAGCACUCAGUGUUAGCAGUCACAUGAUCACUGAUCAUCAGCACAUCAUCAUCUCCUCUAUAAGAUCACACUCCUCACAGUCACAUGAUCACUGAUCAUCAGCACCUUUUCAUCUCCUUUAUAAGAUCACACUCUUCACAGUCACUCUUCUUCUGGCUUCGGCUGUGGAUUCAGAUUGUUACCUGUGAUACUCACCUGAAUGAUAGUUCUUGUGAUACUCCACUGCUAUCCUCUACUAACUGCUCUUACCUGAUACUCACCCGGCUCAGUUGAGGUGUGUGUUCUCCUUCACGUCUCCACUUCCUUUGCAAAUCAUCAAUGUCAGUCUCCAUUCAUCACUAUCUAUUCUGUUUAUAUUGAUCUGUUACUUUCCUUCAUUGCCAUUUACCAUCACCUGUCAAUAAAGACCAACUUCUCUGUGCUUAAGUCUGAUUUGUCCCGACAGGGUCAUUUUAUGUUUCUUGUGAUCUUAAAAACAUUUUUGAUUUAAAGACUUAUAAAUAAAAUUCUUGACAAGA